This is a messenger RNA of Sceloporus undulatus (fence lizard), 3205 nucleotides long. Its product is annotated as arylamine N-acetyltransferase, pineal gland isozyme NAT-10-like. The coding region runs from base 170 to 1042 and encodes 290 amino acids. Gene Ontology annotation, molecular function: acetyltransferase activity. The transcript has 2 exons. The record is from RefSeq and is a predicted model, not a curated record. NCBI's taxonomy places the organism in Eukaryota, Metazoa, Chordata, Lepidosauria, Squamata, Phrynosomatidae.
UGCCUGAAGAGAGAGAAAGUCAGAGACAGAGAGCAAGAGAGAGAUUAAAAAUGAAUGGUUUGGACAAGUGAAGUUGCAAAAUUCUGCCCAUUGCCGCAGUGUGUUUUUGGCAGUUCCCAAACACAAGGCUAUCUCCUAAAAGCAAAGAUUAUAUAACGGAACAGGAAACAUGAACGUUGAAGACUAUUUUGCAAGAACUGGCUACAAAGGCCCUCUGGAAAAACUCGAUUUGGAAACCUUAACAGCGAUCCUCCAGCACCAUAUACGAGCGGUACCUUUUGAAAACCUCAGUAUCCACUCCGGAGGAACCAUUGGUUUGGACUUGGAUCAAGUGUAUGAGAAAAUUGUACGGAAAAGGCGUGGAGGUUGGUGUAUGGAGAACAACCAGUUGUUAUCCUGGGUUCUUAAAACCCUGGGAUAUCACACCACAAUGUUAGGGGCCUAUGUCUACGUUCCACAGCAAAAUGAUUAUGGUACUUCUAUGAAUCAUCUCAUCCUUAAGGUAGUGAUUGAUGGUGCAACCUACAUUGUGGAUGGUGGCUUUGGUUCUGCGUACCAAAUGUGGCAACCGAUGGAACUGGUGUCUGGCAAAGACCAGCCUCAAACACCGGGGAUCUUUCGCUUCACGGAAGAAAAUGGCACUUGGUACUUUGUGAAAAUUAGAAGGAAACAACACGUUCCCAAUUCCGACUUAGCCAACUCAGAUCUCUUAGACAAAGGGGAGUGCAGGAACAUCUAUUUGUUCAGCCUUGAGCCACGGACAAUGGAAGACUUUCGGUACCAGUGUUCGUAUCUCCAAACGUCCCCAGAUUCUCUGUUUACAAGGAAAUCUAUCUGCACCCUCCAAACUACUGAUGGUUUUCGAGCUUUGAUUGGGUGGACAUUCUCGGAGACAAAAUACAACUACCAGGAGAACAUGGAUCUGGUGGAAAUGAAAGAAUUGAAGGAUGACCAGGUGGAGGAAAUGUUGAAAGAGAAAUUUGGAAUAACGCUGGAGAGCAAGCUGGUUCCAAUUAACCUCCAAGGGCCAUAUUCCAUCUAGAGUGGAAGAUAAUAUAUUGCAUGAUGCUAUAUGUUUGCAGCAUUGCACAAUGCUAUAGAUGUGCAGCAGGAUUUGCUGUCUGUUUAAUGAUUUACUAAAUGGUGGAUUAAACUUUAAUCCACCAUCAUUACAUAAAAUGCAAUAAAAGGACCCAAACUAUAGGCAUGGUUUAAUACACAGAAUAGGAUGACUGUACAUCUUGCUUUCACUGACACUGACAACCAGUGACUGCAUAGAAGGGAAUUAAACCGUCUCUGAUAAUGAAUUCCUGAAAAAUUUAAGCAUUUGAAAAUGAAGUGAUUUGUUUUCUAUAUAUUAUUAAAUCACAUCUGUAUAAUGAUUUAUUAAAUGGUGGACAAGGCACAGUCUUUCAGCUUCAGAGGAAGACAAUGGCAAUCACCUCUGAACAAAUCCUGCCAAGAAACUGUGAGAGGUUAACAUUAGGUCUGAGUCCUAUUGGGGAGAAAAGUGGGGUAUAAAUCAAAUAAAUUAAUUAAAACAAUCAAUAAUCUAUGUUUGUCAUAGGUCCAAAAUGACUUGAAGGCAGACAGCAUCAACAACGUCUGUGUCUACAUUAGAAAUAAAGAAGACUUUAAGUGUUGUACCUCCAUCCUACGGAAAAAGAAUAGAUUUGUUGGAUUUUUGGCUUGGCCAAGAUAUUUAUUUUGGCUACUUUUGUCCUUUAAACAAAACAAUCUAUAUAUGGCAAGUGGUUGAAAUUUUGAGACACUGUCUAUCGGAGAGCUCUGGUGCCACAAGAAACUAUGAAUUCCAGAAUUCCAUAGGAUGGAGUCACAGCAGUUAAAGCAGUGUCAAACUGGAUUAUUUCUGCAGUACAGAUUGGAUCAAUAGUAUAGAAUCCCCAUCCAGUGCCAUCAGUCAAUCUCUAUGAAGCAUCUGUCCACAAUCUAAAAUAUUCCAUCCAAGUAUAUGAGGGUGAAGGAAAACAGGGGAAUUACUACAAGUUAAUGACCAUUUAUGCAGCUUCACAUUUUAGGCAUGGUUUAUGAUGACAUGCUGAGCUUUUUUUGUCUUUUAGGCUGCAUCCGCACUGCAGAAAUAAUCCAGUUUGACACCACUUUAACUCUUGUGGCUCAAGGCUAUGGAAUUUUGGGACUUGUUUUCGUUGUGGCCCCAGAGUUCUCUUACAGAGAAGGUUAACUACAAUUCCCACAAUUCCAAAGAUGGAGUCAUGGCAGUUAAACCAGUGUCAAACUGGAUGAUUUCUGCAGUGUGGAUGCAGCGCUAGUCAGACUCUUCAGAACUCUGCACAGGAACUGCAAAUAGGAUGCUUUUAAUGGCAGUGCUUCAUAUUCAUCUCUGAAUUACGCAGGAGCAUGCUUCUUUUUUUGACAAACACAAGCAUUAAUAAAGUGAGCAGGGAACGAAAAUACUUGGUGAAGCCUUAAUCGGAGGGGGAAAAGUAUGGAUAUUGAUAUAAUUUUAAUUACAUGAGCCAAUAUUUACAGAGCUUUCAAUUCCAGUCUCCAUUUAUUUCUGUUCAUAUAUACAUUAGUAACACUUGUGAGAGUUAUAUUUAAGUCACCAGCUAUAAUGAAAUAGCGCACCUUGCUUCUGUGCGCGCUCUCUCUCUCUGUGCUUACCAAGCUGUAAUUGAGAGCAUUGCUUUAAAUUUCCCAAGCUAAGAAAAACAUUCUUCUCAUUCUCCUUCAGAUGUCUUUACACAGCUGUGCAAGCUUUUGUUGCAGAAAUACGUUUCUAGUCACUAAAGUAUUGUGUGUAUUUUUGCUGGGGAGGGCCAAAUUCUUAGCAAGGGGCAAUGCUGCCAUCUCCCAUUUUGCUUAUGAAUUUUGAAAAAACAAGUAUCUGACCUGUGUGCAAACAAGAAUACUAGGCUAUAUAGGAUUUUUUUGAGUUGAUUCGGCACAAUUCUUGCGCACUUUUUCUUCAUCUGCCCCAAGAUUGUGGAAUGACCUGCCUGUCUCAGUUGAAAAGCGCAUUAAAGUCCAGUCUCUUCUGGCAGGCCUAUCCAGAUGAGUUUUAAAUUGUGAACUUUAAAUGAUGCAUUUUAGAUGCGGAUUGUUUUAGUAUGUGUAUGCCUUAUUUGUCCUCUUUUUAAAAAAGUUAUGUACAAACAAAACAUGACAACAAACAGUAUACCAAAAAAACAACAACAAAUAAACAUAACGUCAGAGAUAAUAA